Messenger RNA from Eurytemora carolleeae, 1399 nucleotides. RefSeq names its product agrin. Gene Ontology annotation, molecular function: protein binding. The record is from RefSeq and is a predicted model, not a curated record. NCBI's taxonomy places the organism in Eukaryota, Metazoa, Arthropoda, Copepoda, Calanoida, Temoridae. The transcript has 11 exons. Gene Ontology annotation, biological process: cell differentiation; multicellular organism development. Bases 92 to 1399 code for a protein of 435 amino acids.
UAAAGCUGUGUGUACCUGUAUUGCAGAAUGUCCGGAAAUUAUCCAGACAGUUUGUGCUUCCAAUGGAAAGACGUAUAGAAACCAGUGCACUAUGAAACAGGAUUCCUGUAGACUGGGUUUGAACUUGAUCACUGUACAUUCUGGAGCUUGUGAGCGUGAAAGUCCAUGUGCCAGCCUACGAUGUGUGGAGGGAGCUGAAUGUGUACGGGAUGAAUCUGGAUCUGCUAUGUGCGCGUGCACGAAGUGUUCUCCCGUUUAUAAUCCUGUUUGUGGUUCAGAUAAUGUGACAUAUCCAAGUCUAUGCCAUUUACACCAGGUUUCCUGUGAGGAGAGUAGACUGAUUGAACUGGUCCAUAUUGGAUCCUGUGACCAUAGAUGUAAAGCUAGACGUUGUCCUCCAUAUUCUACAUGUUUGGUCAAUCAUUUAGGAGAAUCUAGCUGUCAAUGUACGGAAUGUGGUUGGGAGUGGACUCCUAUCUGUGGAAAUUCAAGAAUAUAUGACAAUCUUUGCCAGCUGAAAUAUGCGGCAUGUACUUCCGAUACCAGUAUUUCUCCUUUACCUUUACAUAUCUGUGAUUCCGUAGAUUCUUCAGUAAAAUAUAGUACAACAACAUUAACAACGAUAUCUUCUCGUAAACUGUUGCCAACUACAACCACCACUUACUCAACAAAAACAACAACAACAACAACAACAACAACAACAACAACAACAACAACAACUAAGACAACAACAACAUCAAUACAACUACGGAAAACAACCCUGCCGACAGUUGUUAAAUAUCAAGUUGGAGACUGCUCCAGUAAUCCGUGCCAGGGUGGAGGAACUUGUGAAGCUCAUGAUGGAACAUUUACUUGUUUCUGUCCAGAAUACAGAAUAGGACAAUUCUGCAGUAUUGAGAUACCAACAGAUACUCAAGAUAUCCCUAGGUUCUCGGGGUUCUCUUUUAUACAGUAUAGGACGCCUAAACACCUGGAGCACAAGCUGACCCUUGAGCUGGAGUUUAGAAGCUUGUUAUCCACCUGUACACUACUCUACUCCCACCAGGAUGAGGACGGAUUAGGAGAUUUUCUCUCUCUAACCCUCAUUCAAGGAUUUGUUGAGCUUCGGUAUAAUCUCGGAGACGGGUUCGUGGCGAUUAAAUCGUUUGAACCUGUUCAACUAGGAACCUGGAACAGGAUUGUUGUUAAGAGGUGGCAUCAGGAUGGAGUCCUUGAAUUGAAUUCUCAGCCUGCAGUCCGCGGACGAUCUGACGGAUUCCUGAAAUCUCUUGAUCUCUCCUCAUCUUUAUACAUUGGAGCUUUUCCGAACCCAAACUCUCAAGUUCUCUAUAAUACAGGGUUUAACAGGAAUCCUAGUCUUGUUUAUCCAUCAGUUGACAGUAACAGUUCUGUGACUUAA